AUGGAUAACUCAAAUAGGACGUUAGAAGAUUUAUUAAACUUGACAGACACAGAGGAAUCGACCUCGUCCAAUUCCGGAAUUUACGAAUCUAAUCAACCAUUUGUACUAGAACUUCACGAGAUCAAGAAAGACGAGCCUCAGAGCGAGAAGACCGAGAAGACUCCACCGACUGAUUUGAGGAUUAAGAAGAGAAGGAAGAAACGUGCGCAGCCCACCGUUGACAAGAGCAGCACCUCUGCGUCAAGCCUGUCGGAUAGCACCCCCAAAGUCGAGGAUCUUGGAAAGGAGGAGUUUUAUGACGCGAACGCUAGUUUACAUGAUAUACCAGAUAACCAAGCAAAGCCCGCGGCGACAGUCGCCUUGGCCCAAGCACAUUCGGAACACGGUCAAGAUCCAAAGACAGAUCAAAUUACCACAAGUCAAAGAACAUCCGCCAGCCCUCCCCAACCAUCUGCUGUUACGAAACCGGUAGUGCCUCCAGAUGCAAAGCAAUAA
Molecule: messenger RNA, 495 nt
Organism: Zerene cesonia (dogface butterfly)
Lineage: Eukaryota; Metazoa; Arthropoda; Insecta; Lepidoptera; Pieridae
Exons: 4
Coding region: 1-495 (164 amino acids)
Source: RefSeq, a predicted model, not a curated record